Pristis pectinata (smalltooth sawfish) is the source of this 1248-nucleotide messenger RNA. RefSeq names its product lymphocyte expansion molecule-like. The transcript is spliced from 9 exons. NCBI's taxonomy places the organism in Eukaryota, Metazoa, Chordata, Chondrichthyes, Rhinopristiformes, Pristidae. The coding region runs from base 1 to 1248 and encodes 415 amino acids. The record is from RefSeq and is a predicted model, not a curated record.
AUGGUACAGGAUGCCAUUGACUGCAUGCGCUUGGCUUUGGAAGUGUUUCUGUGUGCUUGCUCUGCCCUGUUACUGAAAGAUGUUGAAGAGUCUGCACUGAAUUCUGAAGCUGCCCAGUCAGGACUCCCAAUGUCAGCAGAGUGUCUUGUUAAGUCGGGAGAAAAGUUUGAUGUGUAUGGUGUUCAUCCAGACAAAAAGAAGCAAGGUUCUUACACUGAAUUGCCUUAUGAUAGGAGGGCAACUGGGGAACGGGAAAGAAGGUUAGGACCUGGAUACUAUGAAGUGGACACAGGAGACUUCAGUGCUAAGACUGUUGCCCAGAAAGCAUCAGGGCCAGGCUGGGCAAGGGAAUGUGAAGUGGAACGUUUUGCUCAAACACCACAGUUAUUCUACAAAGAACAAAAACUAAGACAGAAGUUCUUGGAGAUGGAUCGUGGCCCAGGAAAAUAUGAGAUCCCUCAUUUUCUUGACUUACUGGCAAAGAAGAAUGCUGGAAGCAGAGGUACUUUUGACACUGGAGAAGAACGAUUUAAAAAACAAAAAAAUAUUGUUAGCCCGGGUCCCGGCUCGUAUGGAAAAGGAGGAAUCCCAACCGCACUGCUGGAGGAGAAAGCUAGGAAGUCUGCUGGGUUACGGGGACAGAUGGAUUCAAAUAGUGCCAAGAGCCGAUCUCUUGAUGCAAUAGGCUGUGACUUGGCACCAAAUACCUACAAUCUUAGAAGUGGCUUAGACCAAUUAUUGCAACGGGUGGUCAGUAAGCGUGGCCCCUAUGAUCUCUUUACAGCUGAAAGGGGCGAUCGGAUAAAAACAGGCCACUAUGUCACGGACCCACUGAACCUCAGCCCUGGAAUGUAUAACAUCAAAUCAUUUACUGAUGACCUUCAGAAUGCAGAGAAGAAAAAUCACGGGAAAUUCAGGACAGCUAAACAGUACCCAUUUCCCCCAGUGGAGAGAAUAUAUUACAGCACAGCAAAUCUGUUUCAGCAACCAGCAGGUAACUCUGACUUUUAUGAUGUGAAGCAACUUCCCAAACCAGAAAAUCAAAAUCCACCUCCCUUUUUGUCAUCCACCAGCCAGGCUGGCCACAUACCUGUGAAAAUCCUCACCUUUAACCCUAACAAUGUCGGUGUUGGUCGCUAUGACCCCACGAAAUAUGAUCCAAGACCAGUGAAUACUUAUAAGUCAUGUUUCAAGUCCAAAACACAGCGAUCUCUGGACAACUUGGAAAGGAACAAGUACAUGGAGUAA